Myxocyprinus asiaticus (Chinese sucker) is the source of this 4255-nucleotide messenger RNA. Its product is annotated as macoilin-2. Bases 191 to 2263 code for a protein of 690 amino acids. NCBI's taxonomy places the organism in Eukaryota, Metazoa, Chordata, Actinopteri, Cypriniformes, Catostomidae. Gene Ontology annotation, biological process: neuronal signal transduction. The transcript has 11 exons. The record is from RefSeq and is a predicted model, not a curated record. Gene Ontology annotation, cellular component: rough endoplasmic reticulum membrane.
CGCCUGCGCCGAGAGAAGGAGGGGCGGGCCUUCCACUCUGUCUUUUUAUUUAUUUCUUUGUUUCCAGCAGAAAAAAAUACCACAGUGGUAUAUUCCUCUGCGGGACUGCCAAUGUUUCCCGUCCGAAUAAAGACAGAACCCUGGAUCAUACUGCUGUAGGUAUUAAAAAGCCCGAUUUAAGGGGGCGAGGAUGAAGCGGCGCAAUGCGGACUGCAGCAAGCUCCGACGGCCCUUAAAACGGAACCGAAUCACCGAGGGGAUCUACGGCAGUACGUUCCUGUACCUGAAAUUUCUGGUGGUCUGGGCGCUGGUGCUGCUGGCAGACUUUGUGUUGGAGUUCCGCUUCGAGUACCUCUGGCCUUUCUGGCUCUUCAUACGCAGUGUUUACGACUCCUUCAGAUACCAGGGCCUGGCUUUCUCAGUGUUCUUUGUGUGUGUGGCAUUCACAUCAGAUAUUAUAUGUCUGCUGUUCAUCCCAGUGCAGUGGCUGUUCUUUGCAGCCAGUACAUACGUGUGGGUACAGUACGUCUGGCACACAGAACGAGGGGUCUGCCUCCCUACUGUGUCGCUCUGGAUACUUUUUGUUUAUAUCGAGGCAGCUAUCAGAUUUAAAGAUUUAAAACACUUCCAUGUGGACUUGUGCCGUCCAUUUGCAGCGCACUGUAUCGGGUAUCCAGUGGUGACGCUAGGCUUUGGUUUUAAGAGUUAUGUAAGUUAUAAGAUGCGUCUGCGCAAACAGAAGGAAGUGCAGAAAGAAAACGAGUUUUACAUGCAGCUGCUGCAGCAGGCGUUGCCUCCAGAACAACAGCUCAUACAGAGACAAGAGAGAGAAGCCGAGGAAGCAGCAUCUAAAGGCAUUCAAGAUGUCGACUCUCCAGCUGUGGUGCAAAACGGCUCAGCAGGCGGUAAAAAACCUUCGUCUAACACGUUUCCAGAGCUGGAAUACAGAGAGAAAGAACGGGGCAAGAAUGAGUCGAAAAAACAACACAACCACAACCAGAACCAUCACAGCAGUACCAGCAGCAGCAACAUCUUGCCGUCAGUGGACAGUAAAGCUCAGGAGAUGGAGUACAUGGAGAACCAUGUGAACAGUAAGAGACUGAGCAGCUCAGAUCUGCUGGGCAGCACUGAGAACCUGCUGAAAGAAGAACACUCAUCAUCCUCCUCCUCUUCCUCCUCUUCCAACUCCAACAAAAAUUACAAAAACGCCAGCGGAGGGGGUGGGAGCUCUUCGCCCCGGGGGCACGGAACGGCCAACGGCAGCGUGCCGACCUCCUUCGGGCCUUCAUCGUCCUCCGCUUCCUCAAAUAAAGGGGACAGGAAACAGAAGUGUGGAGGAGGGAAGAACUCUGCAACGCACAGAGACCCCAUGGAGAACUGCAUUCCCAACAAUCAGCUGAGCAAACCAGAGGCGCUCGUCAGGCUGGAGCAGGACGUUAAGAAGCUGAAGGCAGACCUGCAGGCGAGCAGACAGACAGAACAGGAUCUGCGCAGUCAGCUGGGCUCUCUGGGCAGCUCUGAACGCAGCAUACGCUCUGAGCUGGGACAGCUGCGUCAGGAGAACGAACUACUGCAGAACAAACUUCAUAACACUGUACAGGCGAAGCAGAAGGAUAAGCAGACAGUGGGGCAGCUGGAGAAGCGACUGAAGGCAGAACAGGAGGCUCGUGCUGCAGCAGAGAAACUGUUGGCAGAGGAAAAGAAACGCAAGAAACUAGAGGAGGCCACAGCGGCCCGUGCAGUCGCUCUCGCAGCUGCAACCAGAGGUGAGUGCACAGAGUCUCUGAGAAGGAGGAUUUCUGAGCUGGAGACGGAAUGUAAGAAGCUCACGCUGGACAUCAAGUUGAAGGAGGAUCAAAUCAGAGAGCUGGAGCUCAAAGUCCAGGAGCUGCAUAAAUAUAAGGAGAUUGAAAAGGACACAGAGGUUCUGAUGUCAGCGCUGUCAGCAAUGCAGGAUAAAACCCAGCACCUGGAAAACAGCCUCAGUGCAGAGACCCGAAUCAAGCUGGACCUCUUCUCUGCCCUCGGAGAUGCCAAGAGACAGCUGGAGAUUGCACAAGGUCAGAUCCUGCAGAAAGACCAGGAGAUAAAAGACCUGAAACAGAAGAUCGCAGAAGUGAUGGCCGUCAUGCCCAGCGUGGUCUAUUCAGCAGAUACGGGCAGCAUGACUCCAGUCACGCCCCAUUACUCCUCCAAGUUCAUGGACACCAGUCCAUCAGGCCUGGAUCCAAAUGCAUCUGUUUACCAGCCCAUGAAAAAAUGAAUGCUUGUUUCCCACAACAGACCUCCUCUCAUACAUGCGCACACACACACACAUACACACACACACACACAGUCCUCUCUGGUUGUUUCUUUUCCUCCAUAGGCCCAGAUUCAAUUCAUCUUUUGGCAUGUCUGUGGCUCAGAUUGCAUUUUUUGUUUUUCUUCGGUUUUACGUCUUCUAUUACUACAGCUUCUUGCCUGGUCAGAAGGAUGUUGUAUUGUGUGACUGUAUUUGUUGUAGUAAAAAAAAAAAAAAAGACAAAAAAAGAAGACUUUUAAGGGACAUCACACGUUGAGUAGGAAACUGCUGUUUCUUUUCUCUUGUAAAUGUCUAGAAACCUCACAGAAGUCGGUGAGUAUCUUCCCGCAGUCAAUUCUGAGACCUCUUGCUUCAAGUUUUUGUUCCUCUAUUUUGGAUUUCAGCCUUGAUUUACUUUUCCGGUGGGGGAGAUGGAAAUCAGGGCAAGAGUGAGAUCUGUUGUCCCAGGUGCUCUAUCCCAUAUCAGAGGUCAAGAAGAUUUAUACUCUAGAAUGUCACCAUCUAAGAUGACAAGAUUGUAAUGCAAUGUUGAACCUGUCUCAAAAAACCCAAAACUCGUGUCUGUAUCAAACUUCCCAGAAAAAACUGCAAAAUAUGACCAAAUUAUAAAAAAUUUUAUCAGUAUCUCAGAAAUGGACACCUCCUGAUUUUCGUGACUUGUAGGAUGGACCGAAGCUUCACCUUCGAUAUGGAUUGCUGUCCAGUUACGUUAUAAACCACGCACCACAAACUUGCAGAUCGUUUCUGAGAAGUCCAACAGCGUUGUUAAUAACAGAUAAUCAGUGCCUUCAUACGGGACCUCAUUGGUGGAAAUGAAAGAUCUCUUUCCCCCGCCCCCCUCCAGCCAGGCUUCAACCAACAUCCCAUUUGGGCAACCUUUUGCAAACAGAUCACCAGCCAUUGGCAUGGCUGUUUAGGUCCUCUUACAAACUGUGCUUGAAAAUUCGGUCAUUUGUUUACAUUUAUUUAUUUAUCCAGCAUUGCACUAUUGCAUUGUUGACUUCAACAAGCUUGUAAGGGAAUAUGUUCAGUAUAAAACACAGAACCCCCCCCCACCCCCUUGUUUUCAUAUUGUAUUGACCAUCUUUCAGUAUCAGAUGAAAAGCUAGUGUAGUCCAGUGCCAACGAUGUGGAAAGGCUGUAAAUUUGUUGCACGAGAAAAGUGUUUCAGACCCAUCAGGUUACUGGCUGGUCCAAUGAGUGAAGCUGGAGGAGCAUAUAUAUAUGUGUUUGCAUAAAUGCUUUGAUGUGCCGCUUGAUGGCGCUAUUGCAUUCAGAAAGUAUUGCAAUUUCACACUCUUAAGUCUAAAGGUGUUAGGCUGUAGUAGACCAAGACUUGAAUGUGUUUUCAAUGGAUCAGCAUCACUCUCAAUAUGUCAGUUAAUACAGACUAGACUUCAUCGAUGGCUGGUAAACAUUGAGUAUUACUAGGCUGAAGGGAGAAUGUCCCAAGCCAACCUUCCUUACAAGCUUCAGAUUUGUGUUAGCACAGAUUUUGCCAACUAAAGGAAGCAUUUCAAUAUUCAAGCCAGUUCCCUAAAAAAUUGGAGCUCCACUGCUGGAUCAGGCGUUACCCUGCUAGUCAGCUUAGCGGUAGAAUUCUGGUGUGGGUUGUUUCAGAAGAGGAGAAAGUUAUUGUGUUUAGUAUUCCAUUUGAUUUAUGAAGGGUGGGAGGGAGUGUUGGGGUAGCCAGAGUCAGUCCAAUGUGGUAUUGUAGUGCUCCGAGAUGGUUGUUGUUUUUCGGUGUCUGUGUUUUUUGAACUAUGAUGUGAUUGAGGAAGUGAGAAUGUUUAUGAUGUCAAAGUGGUUUAAGUGAACGAGGAUACAAAGAGAAAGAUAUUUCAUUUCCUUUGCCCACCGUCACUGCUCUCUUCCUAACUGUUUUUCAGCCAAACCUCGGCUGCGCUCUCAGUCUCUGUGAGGUUUCAAGUAAUAAAAUAUUUUUUUCUGGCA